Messenger RNA from Filobasidium floriforme, 1563 nucleotides. RefSeq names its product general substrate transporter. Gene Ontology annotation, biological process: carbohydrate transport; transmembrane transport. NCBI's taxonomy places the organism in Eukaryota, Fungi, Basidiomycota, Tremellomycetes, Filobasidiales, Filobasidiaceae. Gene Ontology annotation, molecular function: carbohydrate:proton symporter activity. Gene Ontology annotation, cellular component: membrane. The record is from RefSeq and is a predicted model, not a curated record. Bases 1 to 1563 code for a protein of 520 amino acids. The transcript has 12 exons.
AUGUCUAACAAAGUUACCCUCACCGAUCCGCCUCCUCCUUUCAUAGGAGGAGAUGUCGACAUCAAAGAAAAGGUCGAACACGAAGAGAACGCUUACCAGGAGGAACACAUUGCGCUCAAGUCCCAAUUCGACGACUUGACCGCCUGGCAAGCGCUCAAGACGUUCAAGGUCAUCAAUAUCAACGGGAACAUCUUGGCGAACAAGGGAUUCAUCCGUCAGUUUGGUACCACCACCGAUGCUACCGGCGCACAGAUCCUCGAUGCUGCCUGGAUUUCCUCUUGGAGCGCCAUCCAGUCCGUAGGCCAGAUUAUCGCGAUGACCACCAUGCAUUUCCUCAGCGACCGAUACGGGCGUCGAAUCGCAAUGUUCACAUUGUGGUUCAUCCUAGCCCUGUCGGUCAUGACAGAAUCUCUAGCUUCCCAGCCUUGGCACUGGUUGAUCGGUAAACUCCUCGCCGGUGUCGGUGUCGGUGCUCUCCAAGCUACCGUCCCGGCCUAUAUCGCCGAACUCGCUCCAACCCGAAUCCGAGGAGCCCUCUUGCUAGCCUAUUCCUUCUCUUUCGGACUUGGAGGGUUCAUCGGUCCGUUAGCCCUGAGGGAACUCAACUUGAAACAUCCUUAUGCGUGGCGUAUCCCUAUCCUCUCUCAAUGGGGUCAGAUCGGGUUGAUGUUGGCCAUCUAUAUCUUCCUCCCUGAAUCGCCUUGGUAUUGCGCUCGGAGGAACCUCGACCAGAAAGGCAAGGCGCUCCUUACUCGCCUUUACGGAAAAGUCCCUGGGUACGAUAUCGAGUAUGAGUGGCAGCUCAUCCACAACGUACUGGACGAGGAGAAGAGACAGGCCGAGGAGAAUGGCCAUCGUCGGACGAUCGCUUCGACGAUCCCGUUGACGUUGCAACAAUUCACGGGUCUUGCUUUGAUUUACACAUAUUCGACUUCUGAUCCGUUGGCUGUCUUCGCAGACUUUUUCCAGGCUGCCGGCCAAAAGGACCCGUUCUUGACCACUUUGAUCGUCAAUUCGAUCAAGCUGGUCGUCAUCGUCGGAGGAGCGCUGCUAGCUGACAAGUUCGGUCGUCGGGUGAUCGUCCUCACCGCAUGCUCUCUAUGCUGGGUCGGUCUGAUGGUCAUCGGAGGUCUAGGUUUGGUGCCGAUCAACGACAAAGUCGGAAGCGUCCUCAUCCUCUUUGCUUGUGUCUGGAACGCCGGUUCCACCUCUCUUGGUGGUCUGGGAUGGGCAUACGUUGGGGAGACAUCAAGCUCUCGUUUGCGAUCCAAGACGGCAGGUUUCGCCGCGGCUAUCAGUUGUGUUUUCGGAGUCGCCUUUGGUGUCGGGGUCCCCUACAUGCUCAACGCAAACUACACCGACCUUGGCCUCAAGACGGCAUUCUUCUUUGCCGGCAUCUCACUUCCGGUGAUCAUCGCCGCCUGGUUCAUGUUGCCCGAGACCUCUAGAAGAUCUCCAGCCGAGCUGGAUGAGCUGUUUGAAAGGGGUAUCAAACCUUGGAGGUUCGCAAAGACCAAGACGCAAGUCCAGUUGGAUUUGGAGACCCGGGUCAAUCGGACCUAA